GUGUUUCUCCUGUGUUUGUUGGCCGGGUGUAGCAUCUGCUGGUUCAACACAGUAUGUUUUGUUCUGUGCAAUCAAAACUUCCCGGCAAACCGACCCCUUGCAAUCUCCCUCACAGUAAGCUUCAAUGGCGUAAGUGCAGCCUUGUACACCCUUGCCGCCAAUUCAAUCGACCCCUCCUCUUCUCCACUAUAUCUUCUCUUGAAUGCCCUCCUCCCCCUCCUCACUUCUUUUGUAUCACUAAUCCCAAUCCUCCGCCAGCCUGCUCUAGACCCUCUUCCCCCCCAUGCAGUUCGCCGCGACUCCCUCAUUUUCCUUUUCCUCAACUUCUUAGCCGUCAUCACCGGCAUUUACCUUCUCCUCUUCGGCUCCACCACCUCUGACAAAACCACAGCUCGUCUCCUCUUCACCGGAGCCCUUUGCCUCCUCAUCUUCCCUUUGUUCAUCCCUGGUGUUGUCUAUGCAAAACAUUGGUUUCAUCGUACCGUUCACUCCAGCUUCCGCCUCGAAGAAGCCUCUGGAUUCAUUCUUGUCGAUGCAGAUGAUCUUGAGCUGCAUAAAGAGCUUGUCCUCUCCCGCCAUGGUAGCAGCAUUAUUGGCCCCAUUGGGAAUGGAUCGCUCACCGAUCACCUCUUGAUCAGCGCACCGAAAGCUGCCGCAGAGAUUCAAGGUUGCUGUCAGAGAAUGUUUGUCAAAGAUCAGUUGGCAAUGCUGGGGGAAGAACACCCGGCAGGAUUGCUUGUUCGUAGGUUCGAUUUUUGGCUUUACUAUGUUGCUUAUUUUUGUGGAGGCACAAUUGGGCUUGUGUACAGCAACAAUCUAGGACAGAUUGCGCAGUCACUGGGGCAAAGUUCAAACACUUCCACCCUCCUCACCCUCUACUCGUCAUUCUCCUUCUUUGGCAGGCUGCUUUCUGCAGUACCAGACUACAUUCGUGCGAAGUUUUAUUUUGCAAGGACUGGAUGGCUGGCCAUUGCACUUGUGCCAACCCCAAUUGCUUUCUUCUUGCUAGCUGCAUCAGGCAGUGGGCUAGCACUCCAUGCAGGCACUGCACUAGUUGGGUUGAGCUCUGGCUUCAUAUUUGCUGCUGCUGUCUCAAUCACAUCCGAGCUUUUUGGACCAAACAGUGUGGGUGUCAACCACAACAUUGUCAUCACCAACAUCCCAAUUGGGUCACUCGUGUACGGCUGUCUUGCUGCAGUUGUUUAUGAUGCCAACAUCAACACUGGACUAGGAAACAUGGUGUUGUCGUCUGACUCGUCGGCAGUGUGCAUGGGGAGGAUGUGCUACUUUUUAACGUUUGUUUGGUGGGGAUGCAUAUCACUUGUGGGUCUUGCUUCUAGUGUGCUGUUGUUCUUCAGAACCAGACAUGCUUAUGACCAUUUUGAACAGAACCGUAUAUCAACACAACUUGAUUAAUACUUUUCAUUGAAGAGCUGAGGAGCAGCGAUGAUUAUAGGUAUGAAGAAGUUUAUAAUUAAAUGGAAAAUGAAAGAGGAAAGGGAAGAAAGGAGAAGGAUUUUACAGGCGGUUCAAUCGAUGUUAGAUACUUGCGUCCACCACUAGGGUAGAACCCUAUAUAGGGCUACGUACGUUGUACUCUUAUUGAUUUAUAUAAUCUUGUGCAAUGCUUUAUUUGUAGAGCUUACAAAUGAUUUCUAAUCCUAAUCAAAUUCCUUCAUGUAAAUAAUUCA
This is a messenger RNA of Corylus avellana, 1691 nucleotides long. NCBI's taxonomy places the organism in Eukaryota, Viridiplantae, Streptophyta, Magnoliopsida, Fagales, Betulaceae. The record is from RefSeq and is a predicted model, not a curated record.